AUGGGAAGCAAGUGGUCACCGCCUGCCGACUACAAAACCCGACCAGUCGUCGUCCUCGGAGGAGGCGUGCUCGGUCGACGAAUCGCAGCCUGCUUCGUCGCCGCUGGCUACCACGUCCGCAUCCGUGACCCUUCAGAACAAUCCCGGACUGCCGCCAUUGCCUACAUCAAAGAAAACAUCUCCUCCUUUCUCGCUCUCACCAAUGGCCGCACCAAAGAGGGAACAUACGAAGGGGUCGAGGACUUGACGACAGCCGUCAAAGAUGCGUGGAUCGUGUUUGAAGCGGUCCCGGAGAUCUUGUCCCUGAAGGAGUCGACUUUUGCGGAGCUGGAAAGAACCGCACCAGCUGAUUGCAUCCUCGCUACGAAUAGUUCGUCCUUCAAGUCGGGCGAUCUCCUGGGCAAGGUGCAGGAAGCUACGAAAGCUCGAGUGUUGAACACCCACUUCAUGAUGCCGCCUCAGGCAAUCGUGGUAGAGCUAAUGACAAGCGGGCACACUGCGCCCGAAAUCUUCCCCUUCGUCGAGGCACGACAUCGGGAAGCCGGCCUCCACCCUGUCACUGCGCUCAAAGAGUCCUCCGGCUUCAUCUUCAAUCGCAUCUGGGCGGCCAUCAAGCGCGAAUGCCUAAGCGUGCUCGCAGAAGGCGUGUCCACUCCCGAAGUCAUCGACUCGAUCUGGAAAGAGCAAUACGGCUCGGCGGUCGGCCCUUGUGAGAUGAUGGAUGGAGUGGGCCUCGACACGGUCGAACAUAUCGAGCAGCACUACGUUGAAGAGCGAAAAAUCUCUCGCGCUCCGUUGGAGUACGUGCAGCAAAACUUUGUUGCGAACGGGCGCCUGGGUCUCAAGACUCCCGACAAGGGAGGCUUGUAUCCUCCUCCUAAACCGGGCACUCAGACGAAGCUCUUAUUCCUCAACGUCGGUCUGAACGAGCCGCUCGGCCAGAAAUCAUCCUCCGAGUAUAUGCAUGGCGGAGAAGUGCUCAGUGUCAUCGCCGAGCACUCCGGCGGAAGAGCGACGGCACUCAUCAGCGGCCAAGCCCUCCCGGACGGAAUCGACACGUUCGAUGGAAGGAUCUACUGGACCAACAUGGGCGUUCCGAGCGAGAAUGAUGGCACAGUACAAUCCGCAAAGCUUGAUGGAAGCGAUAUCAAGACUCUAGUACCAGUCGGCGAGGUUCACACUCCGAAACAAUGCCACGUCGACAGGGAGGGCAAGAAGCUGUACUUUUGCGAUCGCGAAGGCUUGAGGGUGUUUCGUUGCAACCUGGAUGGUUCCGAACGGGAGGUUAUCAUCCAGACCGGCGACUGGAAGACCGAGCCCGAGAAGGUCAAAGACCAACGCAAUUGGUCAGUAUCAUUCACGUGCGUCGGAGUGACGAUAUCGCGACGGCUCAACAAAUUCUUCUGGACACAGAAAGGAAGUCCCAAAGGCUCGGAAGGCCGCAUCUUUUCGGCUUCACUGGAGCUCCCCAACGGAAGCACUUCGUCGAAUCGCCCCGACAUCGAAGUCGUCCAGGAGCACCUUCCGGAAUGCAUUGACCUCGAGAUGGACGACGAAGCGGGAGUGUUGUACUGGACAGACCGUGGCGAGGUCCCUCUUGGGAACACACUCAAUAGAAAACAGCUGAUUGGCGAAACUCCUGCUGCUGAAAAGACGCUAGGUCGUCAGAUUAUCGCUCAAGGUCUGGGCGAGGGUAUUGGCUUGAAGCUGGACAAGGCGCUGAAUUGUGUAUAUGUUGCAGACAUGGCAGGACGUGUGUGGAAGUGCAGUCUAGACGGUGGCCUCAAGGAAAAGAUUCACGAGGGCCCGACGGGAUGCUACACCGGCCUGACCUUUGUUAAAGUUUGA
This is a messenger RNA of Neohortaea acidophila, 1848 nucleotides long. RefSeq names its product 3-hydroxyacyl-CoA dehydrogenase. The record is from RefSeq and is a predicted model, not a curated record. Gene Ontology annotation, biological process: fatty acid metabolic process. NCBI's taxonomy places the organism in Eukaryota, Fungi, Ascomycota, Dothideomycetes, Mycosphaerellales, Teratosphaeriaceae. The transcript is spliced from 4 exons. Bases 1 to 1848 code for a protein of 615 amino acids. Gene Ontology annotation, molecular function: oxidoreductase activity, acting on the CH-OH group of donors, NAD or NADP as acceptor; NAD+ binding.